Molecule: messenger RNA, 1827 nt
Organism: Plasmodium cynomolgi strain B
Lineage: Eukaryota; Apicomplexa; Aconoidasida; Haemosporida; Plasmodiidae
Exons: 11
Coding region: 412-1827 (471 amino acids)
Source: RefSeq, a predicted model, not a curated record
AUGCAAAGUAUUAACAGCAUAUCGAACACAGAGCAGCUGCUUCAUUUCUUCGAUUCACUCAUAGCCGACGGAUAUAUCGUUACCAUCCUGGGCAUCAAACAUGUGCUGAAGUUAUCUUCUGAUUUGUGUCAAAAAUUCAUCCUCUACUACUUCGAGAAAAGGAAGGACCAGCUGCGCCCCACUUAUUUGGUUGAAGGAUUUAAUAAGAGCAGGACCGAAUACAUUUGUUCCAUUUUUCACGAAAAGGAUGCUCUAAGAAUGCUAAGAGAAGGUAACUACACCGUAAAUAUCUACAGUGUGCAGUCGAAUAAGAACAAGGCAAAUUUAUCCGCACUGUGGAAGCAGGAACUAAACGAGAUCCACAAGACAUGUCAGAAGGACGCACGCGGACAGCCCAUCAUCCCGCAGUAAAUGCUACUCACGGAUGUGAAGGCUAAAAUAGACGAAUAUUGCCCUAACUCACAUUAUCAGUUUCCGCACAUUAUGUACAUAGCUCAAGGAAACGUUGCUGAGAAUGAAGCUGCAAAAAAUAUGAACUUUGAGCCGAGUGUAGGCAACGCUGGUACUCAUGAAAAGAAAAAUGGAAGGAGAGGAAAAAACUGCAACAAAUUCAGAGCUGAUACUGAAUGUAUAGACAUAUAUCUUAGAAAGAAGAAACCUAAAGAAGAAAAAGUUUAUGCUUUUCAACCCAAAGAGGGAAACGAAUCUAAGGCUGUAACUGUACAAGACAUGGAUCAAAUGAUGAUCACAAGUUACGUGGAUAAUAAUAUGGUUGGUUCCAAUUAUGAGACCAAAAUGGAAGACACUAAUUUUGGAAAAAACAUGACUGACGUGAAUUAUGAGACAAACAUGACUCGCCUGAACUUCGAUCAUAACACGUUCGGCAUGAAUUAUGAGACCAACGUGAAUGACACCAACUUGGAAAACAACGUGAAUGACACCAACGUCGAAAACGUGAAUGACACCAACUUGGAAAACGUGAACGGCAGCAACUUGGAAAACGUGAACGGCAGCAACUUGGAAAACGUGAACGGCAGCAACUUGGAAAACGUGAACGGCAGCAACUUGGAAAACGUGAACGGCAGCAACUUGGAAAACGUGAACGGCAGCAACUUCGAAAACGUGAAUGGCAGCAACUACGAAAACAACAACUGGAAGUCCUUCAUGUCGCGCAUGAUUCAAAGUACGAAUGCAAGAAUCGCUGAGAACAAUAUGAAGGAGAGAAAAACCCCUGGUAGGAAACGAAAGGCUAACAGCGAUGCUUGUGCUGCCAACGUCAAAAAGGAAUGUACUGUGGGAGAUAUAAUAAACGGAAAUGAGAACAAACCCAAAAGGGGAAGGAAACCAAAGACUGCCACUGUGGUGGUCACUAUGAACAACGCUGGAAAGGAAGGUGAAGUUGUGGUCGUACCAAGCAUAAGAGGGAAAAAGAAGAACGAUUUGCCAAAGGAAGAAGUUGAAAAUUAUGAGAAGCAAAUGAAAAUGGACGUGUCAAAUAAUGACCUGAACACAAAGAUGCCCGAUUUUGAUAGCACAUUUUGGGAAAAGGAAUCAACGGAGACGAAAAUUUCCAGCAAAAUCCUGUACACGGAAGAGGAAGCGCAAGAGGUGAUUAACGCAGCUAGUUGGGACGAAAGUGUAGACAUGUUUUAUGAAAAUGGCUACUUCGUUGUGGUUGACAAAAGCAUAUCUAAGAAGAAAAGAAACCCAAAAUUGCAAGAAGGGAAAAACAAGGAAAACGUCAAAGAAAACUCCCCCUUCGACAAUAAGAACAAGAAAGACCCUCAACAGACAUUAUUGACGAAUUUUUUCAAGAGAGUUGCAUAA